Molecule: messenger RNA, 1905 nt
Organism: Aspergillus sclerotioniger CBS 115572
Lineage: Eukaryota; Fungi; Ascomycota; Eurotiomycetes; Eurotiales; Aspergillaceae
Product: DUF2841 domain-containing protein
Exons: 6
Coding region: 148-1632 (494 amino acids)
Source: RefSeq, a predicted model, not a curated record
ACCCCAUUGGUUUCCAUAAACACUGAAGUAAAACUGUUGUAUCUCGUUUUAUUUUUACUGCCGGUGGCCGGGAAGAGUGAACGCAAGUGACUUGGGCUCGACAUCAAUAUCCUAUAACAGAGACAACAGAUGUUAUCAUAUCACGAUAUGACUGCUCAGGCGAGCCACACGGAAAUGCAACGUGCAUCAACUGCCGUCAACUUCCGUUAUACUCACUUUGCAAUGCUAUGCAUUGACCACAAUGGAGAGCUUCGAGUCGAAGCGUCACCAUCCAUCGCCGGCUGCGAAAAGGCAAUCUUCACAGAGGACGUGCAGGAUCGAUUCCUAAAGUCGAUCGCCACAGCGUGGCAACCCAAUCUGCAAAGUCUCCACGCUAACACCUUGAGUCACAUGAACGGCGAUGUCACGGGAAAGCCAAUGCUCAUGUCCAGUCCGUCCCUCGCAAUGCAAUCCGCUUGGUAUCAACAUGGCCUACCCAGACAGACAGGACUUAUUCCUUGUGAGUGGCAGUCACUGCAAAACAAGCGUCAUCGGCGCAGCUUGAGACACGAACUCUCGGGCAUCGGACUGGAUCUCGACUCGGCUUCACCUACCCCGACGCUAAGACGAACCGCGCUUCGACUUGGACAAACGGAUCUCGUGCGACGCUAUUAUGAGAAGGCUUUCGAAGCUUUCCAGCAGUUGAACUGUAGGGUCAUUGCAAAGGCAUUCAUCAAGCAGGUAGAGCCGCGCAAGCAAGUCAAUCAUCCGUACAAUGGUCGAAGGGCUGCUGGAGGAUCAUCGCAGAAAAAUGACUCCGAAUUGACUAAGCCGAAGUGGUGGCCUACAGGGGUGACGCAUAGAGAACCUGACCAUCUUCAAAAGGCCGAGAGAAUCAAGCUGCUUGUCCACAUUCUGUGCGAGUUAAAGGAAACCCGAGGGAUCACUGCCGAAAAGCUCAGAGAUGCCGGACAAGAUGUGCGGCGUCAGAUCCAACCCGAGGGACGUCUACAGAUCUUGGAUGAGAUCUAUUACGUUCGCUAUAUGGAGGAGCUAUACAUUGAUGGAAAGAUCAGCGGCGAUACCAUGAUUUAUGUUUCGCAUGUCCAUCUCGAUGAAGUCUUUUUAUUCUCUGAGAUGCGGGAUCAAACAGUUAACGCCAACUCUCGCGAACUGUCUCUUCCGAUUAUUAACGGCAAGCCGGAUGCGCCCAAAUCAAGCGAGGACAGCAACAAGAGCCCCGAGAACCAGAACGAAGCGCAGGCCCCUGCGGACAAAUCGCACACUGAUAUUCCUGUAUCAUCAGAUGAGAGGCGUCUACCACCCAUGGAAGGAAUGCAACAGGCGAAACGCCCCGCAACCCAGGACUACUGUUAUCCUCCUUCACCGGUAUCCAGCCCCUCGAUCAGUCGAAAGAGCUCCUUAGAAAGUGGUUUAUCUACCUAUUCCGCCGAUAUGGCUGCGCCGAUGCUGUCAUCAAGUGAGCCCAGCAGAGGUCCUUGUGCUCCCAGGGACCUCCACCCCGCUGAAUCUUCUUGUAUUCCGGAUUACUUUGGCCAGCAAAUAGCCGCCCCAGCUGCUGGACAAAAUCCCCAAUCUGGAUAUUGGAGCCUUCCCGCUACCCAUGCGCCACUUCCAUUCAAUGGAUACUGACAUGGGGGAAUAAAAGAGGACACGGCCAAACCCCCGUUCCAUCAACGCUCUGUAUAUACUCAAAUUUUCUCUUGUACCAAGAUUCAGAUCCCCCGGCUACCGCACUUCCCCUUUUCCUUUGUUGUAUCCCUCUCUUUUGGUGUUUUCUUGGUUUGGAAACUGGCUGCGCUCGAUGUACACGGUAUCAUGCUACAUUUAAGAGGCGCAAGUGGCAGAUAUAUAAUUUCUGUGAUAUAGACAUAUUUCUUUUGUGUUUUGCGUUUUCAUUAGUCA